Drosophila subpulchrella is the source of this 913-nucleotide messenger RNA. RefSeq lists its product as uncharacterized. The transcript is spliced from 3 exons. NCBI's taxonomy places the organism in Eukaryota, Metazoa, Arthropoda, Insecta, Diptera, Drosophilidae. The record is from RefSeq and is a predicted model, not a curated record. Bases 1 to 879 code for a protein of 292 amino acids.
AUGCCAUCAAGUCGGUACCACCUGCUGCAGCUGCAGCUGCUGCUCAUCUCCCUGCUCCUUGCCGCUGGUCAGAGGAGCCCGGUGCGGGUUCCGCCCCAGGAUCUGCAGCUGCCCAACUUCGGGGGCGAGAGCUUCGAGAGAUUCGGCGGAGGAUCGGGAUCGGGAUCGGGAUCGGUAUCGAGUAGUGGGAGCAGCGAGAGCCAGGAAACCAGUGACGAGAUGCGGGAGCAGCUGAAGCAGCUCCUGGGCGACCAGCUCUCCAACGCCUUCGCCCCCUUGGCCACCACGCCCUUCACCAACCGACAUCCGGCCAUUACGUCACCCACCUCGGGCACAGCAGCUCGCUCCCAGUUCGCCUCCGAUGCGGAUCCGGACCAGGAACAGGAUCAGGAUCAGGACGCCAAUGAAGAGGAGUCCCCGGAGGAGGAGGGCAACGAGGAGCCGGAGGAGGGGGAGGCCACUCCCCAGCCCCAGCCCCUGCCACCCCCCCUUCCGCAGCCUGCAGGCGGCGAGGAGGAGCCAACUGGUGGUCAGGUGGAGCAGGUCGAGGACUAUAACGCCUGGCGCGAUAAUUUCUAUGACAUCAACGAAGACGGCAGCUACGUCUUUGGCUACUCUAUUCCUCAUGGCGUUCGUCGCUGGGAGAAGGGUUUCUAUUCAAAGGAGCAGCAUGGUCAGGUGGUCCAGGGCUUCUACGUCCAGCCUCGCCACGAUUUCCAGGGACUGAGAUACGAACUGCGAUGCUACAGAGCCGAUUCCAAUGGCUAUCAGCCACUCCCAGUGGAGUUCCUGAGGACGCCACCAAUUGUGAGGCGCGAUGAGGUACCCCAGGUUAACUGCUUCCGAAAUGGCGAUAAUAGACAGCUGAGUCAGGAAUAACUGAAAAUCACACUCUGUGUGGUAGGUAACACCC